AUGAAUUCAUCAUUUACAGAUUGUUGUGUCCGCUAUGGACAAGAAUGUGUCUAUACUAAAUUUUCACAAGGCAAUAUGACUCUCGGUGAAAUCUAUAUGACUCUCAUAUAUGGUCUUAUCGAUCCAGCAUGCUUACCUUCCAUGGCUGUCAUUUAUCAUGAUAAUAAAGUAUGGUGUACAGAUACACGUAGAUUAACAUUAGCAAAAGAAUUAGAAAGACAAGGUAAAUGGGAUGUACUUGAAUUGAUGCGUAUUCAUCAAGUUGAACGCAAUACUGCACAAUAUAGAGAUUUUGUCAAUCAUCGAUUACCUGCGAUGCGUCGUAGAGGAUUCAAUGGAUUAACUGUUCAAGUAUCUGAUAAUCGUGGUCCAACUUGUUGCUUUAACAGUGAUAGCAGACUUCGUGCAGAUCUUGAAGAUCACAUCAUCAACGAUCAUUUGAAUUAUAUGACUCUGAAACAAUUCAAAGAUCUCGCACAUUUCUAUUGUGAUAUGUGUCAUAAGACGACUCAAAUUACGUGUAAAAAAUCUACCAAGGCCAGUUAUUAUACAAUUAUACGAAAAUGUGGUUGUCAACCAAAGAAUACGCAUCGAUUUUCACAACCUUGGACUAACAUAACAUUGCAAGAAUUAUGUGAUGAAUUAAAACGCUACAAACAGUGUACAGAACAGCCGAAAACUUCAACGUUGCGCGGACAUCCGUCACAGAAACCUUCAAAUACCAACGCAGCGAAAGAUCAAUUGAUCAACAAUAUUAGUAGAACUAAUGGUUCUACAUCUACUUCCACUUCAACAAUUCGUGGUGAUGAAUGUCAAGCACGUAUUAUUAGCACACUUUUUGGUAUAGAAUUUUGUCAAGAUGAUAUAGGUAUUGGUGACGAUGAAGUUGAAGAACAAAAUUAUUCUGUAUUAAUUGUUAAAUAA
Rotaria sp. Silwood2 is the source of this 924-nucleotide messenger RNA. NCBI's taxonomy places the organism in Eukaryota, Metazoa, Rotifera, Eurotatoria, Philodinida, Philodinidae. The record is from the annotation of a GenBank genome assembly.